This is a messenger RNA of Vicia villosa (hairy vetch), 6808 nucleotides long. RefSeq lists its product as uncharacterized. NCBI's taxonomy places the organism in Eukaryota, Viridiplantae, Streptophyta, Magnoliopsida, Fabales, Fabaceae. The transcript is spliced from 15 exons. The record is from RefSeq and is a predicted model, not a curated record. Bases 1 to 6576 code for a protein of 2191 amino acids.
AUGGUUGUUGUUGGUAAAGAGUUUGAUAAUCUGUUUGGUAAGGGUAUAGAUAUUGGUGUUCGGAGGUCGGAUGGUGUUGGUACUGAAUUUGGUAUGAGCAUUGUUGACUUUGUUGGCUUGGUUGGUUUUGUUGGUGUUGAUGACUUUAUUGGCGUUGUUAGGGUGGUUGUUAGUUGUGUAAUUGUUGGUGAGGGUCGUGCAAGUAGUACGGGUCAUACACACACAUUUCAGGGAUUGGAUACACUCAUGGAUUAUGAUGACAAUGACUAUCAAAGCCAGAAUCUCAAUUUAGCUGGUGAAGGGAGUACCAAAUUUCCUCCAGUUUUAAGACCAUAUGCUCUCCCCAAGUUUGAUUAUGAUGAAAGCCUCCAAGGUCAUUUAAGGUUUGAUAGUUUGGUUGAUACUGAAGUUUUCCUUGGCAUUGAAAGUAACGCAGAUAAUCAGUGGAUUGACGCGUACUCCCGGGUAAGUAGUGGCGUAGAGUUCAAUUCAACUGAAGCUGAAACUUGCUCUAUAUCAAGGCAUAAUAAUGUUUGGUCUGAGGCGACUUCCUCGGAAUCUGUUGAGAUGCUACUAAAAUCUGUUGGACAGGAGGAAUUUGUCCCUAGAGAAGGUGUUAUACAGGAAUCAGAUGCCUGUGAUGAACUUGCAUGCUUAGUCAACCAAAUGGAUCCCUCUCUGAAAGCUGAUGAGAAAAUUGAGUUUAAAGAUGAUGUUGCUGAUACACAGCCGCCUAGUUGUAUUCAUGAAAACGUAUCCGGAUCAAAAGAGGAUGUAGAAAUGGAGCAGUCUCUGGCCGGAAUUUCCCAAGGCCGUGAAAGCGAACCAUCAAUAGAUGGAAGUUUAAAUAAUAUGGAACCACCUGAUAUGCAACGUCAUAUUGACUUACCCGAGUCUGGGGGGAUUCUCUUCACUGAUGGUAAAUAUGAUGAUACAAACCAAAUGAAAGUUGAAACUCCCGCUGAUACUUUUCUCCAUGAAAAAACUAAUGAUAAGUCAUCUGUGUCUGUGGCGACGACUAAUAUGAAUGAGGCAUCUACAGUGAAUAUCCCUUCUACUUGUGAAGUGUUAAAAAUUCAAAAUACGCUAAAUCAAAUAGUUGGUACCGGUGAUGACAACCAAAGUUCUUUACAAACACAAACUAGUAAGCUGGAUUUGGAGUCUUGCGUGAAGAACGGAAAUUUUGAUGUUGACACUCAAACUUUAGAUAUCAGCGCGGUUGAGGGUGAAUCAAAUCAGUCUGAUAAUCCACUUUGUUUAAUCCACGGAGAAGACACUUUGGAAUGUGUGAGUGUAGUUGAAGGCCUUGCGACUGGGAUAGGUACUUCAGAGAAAUCCUUGAACACUGUAUCUAAUGAUAUUUCUAACCUGCAGAAAACAGAAAGAGGAAGUGAAGAUGCAUGUUUUAGAGAUUUUUCCCUGAGAAAUGCUAAUAUAGACACAUUAUUGAUUAAAGAUUCUGUGGCGGGUGAUCAAUCUGCACCAAUUACAAGCAAUACUCCAAAGAUUGCAAUAAAAGAUGAUUCUAGUUCUGAAGGGGAAGAUGCAUGUUUUAAAGAUUUAUCUCAAGGGAAUGCAAAUAAAGGUGCUUUAUUGGUUAAAGGUCCUCUGAUGGAUGAUCAAUCUCCACUAAGUACAAGUGACACACCAAAGAUUGCCGUAGAAGAUGAUUCUAGUUCUGAGGGGCAUAGAAUUGAGGUCAGUAGUUCUGAUUGUGGAACUUGUCCUAAUUAUCAUCUGAAUACGGUUACAAUUGAGAAGACACUUGUCGAGAGCAAUGUUUCUAAGGAAAAAGAGUUGUUAAACAUUGGUAACCAGAUGGAUACAGAUGAUUUGUCAAGUAAGGCAGAUGCAUCUAUGUUUGCUGUGGUGGAUAAAAAGACUUUUGUAGUUAGCGAAGGCAAUAGUGAUGACAGAGCAAGUUUUUUCAGUUCCAAUACAGUGGUUUCUACUAAGUCUUGUAUUUUGGGUGAGACAACUCCAAUGUGUGAAAACAACAAAUCUAACAAGCAGGGUGAUCAUAAAUUUUUUUGUCAAGCCAUUUCUGUCAGUGGCCAAGGGAGUGAAAAGGCUCCUUUUGAUUUGAGCACAGUUCAUUGUGAUGUUGAUCAAUCUCAUCUUGCUGACGGGGGAGUUUGUUCAUCAUCUCUUGGUGCAUGUAGCGUGGAAACCUCCACAGUGUCAGUUGAUGUCAUGCCCAUCAAUAGUUCAGAUGUUCACGAGCUUAAAAGGAUGAAGCAUGUUGACUCUGCUUCUGUUGAUGAAAAGGAAGACUUUGAAGCCCAAAUAGUUGAGGAAGCAGGCAUUUCUCUCCCUGUUGGGUUUUCUAAACUGGAAGUUGAUCCUUGUACUGUUGCUGGAAACGACAAUAAAAAAAAAUCCGACAAUACUGGUCACAUAUCAUGGGAGGCAGACAACAGCUCUCUGCAUAUUCUGGAUACUAGUGCUACUGAAAGUAUUGGUGAACCUCAAGAAAUACAAAGCGUUGAUCACGAGUGCACAAAAGAGUCUAGUGUGGUUGCUGUUCUAUGUGAACCAAUAAAGAAACAGGGCAAUGAGGUUACUGUUUCUUUUAUUAAGGAUGAUAAAGAGGCAAUACAAGAGCAUCAUGACAAGCCAUACUCGAAAUUAUCAGGUUGUUCUGCCAAUCCUCCGUAUAAUAAGCAUGAUGUAUCUAAAGAUGGGAGAAGUGUAGUUCCUGAUGUAGGUCUUGUGGCAAAUUCGUCCAAAAAAGACGUUACAGAUUGGACCCCAAUAGGAGCAAAAGCUGGUGCGAGGGGUCCCUUUCCUGUUAUUGUAGCCAACAAAGACUCGGUGGUUGUAGCAGAAUCUCCGCUGGCUUCUGAAUUAGGUACUCCCAAACCGAAUGUAGCUAGACUUGUAUCUCAUGGAAGUCCACUAAUACCUGAUGGUGAUUUAGCACAAAGUGUUUCUAAAGGUACACCUGAACAUAAAACCAGGCGAACACCUAAUAAGACUGCUGGAAAGGAAUCAUCUAGAAAAGGAAGCAAAGGAAAGACUCCAGCAAAACGGUCAGAAAAAGGGGACAGAUCAACCAGUGUACCUCUGAGCCCAUCCUCUGGUUUCCAGCUGAUGCAAUCCAACGAGGCACAUCAGUAUAGGAAAAUUGAUUCCAUCAGUACAAAGCCAUUUUCAGAUUUGAAUACCUCUGCUUCUCCGUCUGUUAUGUUUCAACAGCCUUUUAUGGAUGUUCAACAAGUACAGCUACGUGCACAGAUCUUUGUAUAUGGAGCUUUGAUUCAAGGCAUAGUACCUGAGGAGGCCUAUAUGUUAUCGGCUUUUGGCGGUGCAGAUGGUGGACGGAACUUUUGGGAGAAAGCCUGGUCUUCCUGCUUGGAAAGGCAGCGGAGCCAUAAGUCUCAUCCAACUAACUCAGACACACCACUGCAAUCACUAUCUGGUACUAGAACCGCUGAUUUGGCAGUUAAGCAAAGCGAACUGCAAGGAAAGGGUAUCACCCCCCCUCUUGGCCUAGCCAGUAGCAUGAGCACUCCAACCAUUGUAAACCCUUUCAUUCCCCUGUCAUCUCCCCUUUGGAGUUUACCGUCUCCCUCACAGGCACUUGUUUCAUUGCAUCCUAAUCAAACUCCACCACUGAGAAACUUCCUUGGGCAUAAUACAUCUAGGAUAUCCCAAUCCCCCCUUCGUGGACCAUGGGUUGCUUCUUCUACUCCUGCUCUUGAUAACAGUUCCUAUCUCUCUGCAUCACCUGUCACAGAUACAAUUAAAUCCAGUUCAAUCAAAGGAACUUCUGCACCUUCUUCCUCUAGCAUUAAGAAUGUCCCUCCUAAUCUGCAAGCUUCUAAUGUAGGUCUACAAAAUGUAUUUCUGCAAACUACUCCUCUGUUUAAUACAAGCAAUGCGACUGUAUCAUCUGCCCGACAAUCUUGUGAUCCGAAGUCCAAAAAAAGGAAAAAGGUUACAACAGAGUCUGAGGAUCUCGGCCAUAAGAGUAUGCAUUUGCAGUCACACCUAGUAUCAACUCCUAUUGUCAGCAACCAUAUAUCUCCUGCUAACGCCACUGAACCCCCUGUUGUGAAUGUGCCAGUAACUACUGUUGAAAAAUCAGUUGAGUCUGUAUCUCCUCUAUCUCUGGCUGAUCGCCUCAAAGGUGGCUGGAAUAUUGAGAAAAGGAUUAUGUCAGAUGAGUCUCUUACAAAAAUUGAGGAGGCAAGGAUAAAUGCAGAAGAAGCUUCUACUCUUUCUGCCGCUGCGGUGAAUCAUAGCAUGGAGAUAUGGAAACAGUUGGAUAAGCAAAAAAAUUCUGGAUUGGCUUCAGAUAUUGAGGCCAAAUUAGCUUCUGCAGCAGUUGCAGCUGCAGCAGCUGCGGCUGUUGCAAAGGCAGCAGCUGCAGCUGCCAAUGUUGCGUCAAAUGCUGCACUGCAAGCAAAACUGAUGGCUGAUGAAGCAUUGAUCUUUUCUGGUCAUGAGAGUUCUUGCAGAACUUAUUUUUCCGAGGGUAUGAGUAACAUGGGAAAAGCAACCCCUGCUUCCAUCUUAAAGGGUGCAAGUGGAAUCAAUAGCUCUAGUUCUAUUAUCGGUGCUGCAAAGGAGGCUUCAAGAAGGAGAGUGGAAGCUGCUUCAUUUGCCAGAAAACGAGCUGAAAAUGUGGAUGCUAUUGUGAAGGCUGCUGAGCUGGCAGCAGAAGCUGUUUCACAGGCUGGCAGGAUUGUUACAAUGGGUGAUCCUUUGUCAUUAAGUGACUUGGUAGAAGCUGGUCCAGAGGGUUAUUGGAAAGCAUUCCAAGAGUCUUCUCAGCAAGUUGGGUUAUUUAAAGCCACGGGUAGAGGUCCGAUGAAUGUUGACAAUAUAGACAGACCAGAAACCUCUCAAAUAUCUAACAGAGAUACCUCAUCUAUGGAAAUGGGGAAGCGGAUUGCCGCGAUUGAGGAGUCACCCUUUCAGAAGGUGCAUAAUGAGACGUCACUGGACCAUAUGAGAUCAGUUGAUGAAAAUAGUUCAAAUGGAUCAAGGGGCCGCAGGGUUUCUAAUUUAGUCAAUCCCAUUGACGUGCUUCCCGAAUCUGUGACUGAAUUACAGGUUUCUUUGACUGACGGUAAUGGACCCGAAAAUCUGGAGAAGAAUAGCAUAAAAGAGGGCUCACAUGUAGAGGUUUUUAAAGAUGGAAAGGGAUUUAAAGCAGCAUGGUUCACAGCCAAUUUAUUAAGUAUGAAAGAUGGUAAAGCAUAUGUAUGCUACAACAGGCUUGUAGCUGAUGAAGGUGCAGGGCCUUUAAAGGAAUGGGUUUCACUUGAAGAUGAGGGAGAUAAACCCCCUAGAAUACGUGCUGCUCAUUCUCUUGCCAGUUUUCAUAAUGAAGGGACAAGGAAGAGACAGAGAGCAGCUAUGGUGGAUUAUUGGUCCAUUGGCGAUAAAGUUGAUGCUUGGAUACAAGAAAGUUGGCGAGAAGGAAUUAUUGCAGAAAGGAAUAAGAAAGAUAAAACAUAUACUGUCCAAUUCCCAGCAAGUGGAGAAAAAUUAGUUGUUGAAGCUUGGUAUCUCCGUUCAUCCCUCAUUUGGAAUGAUGGGAAUUGGGUUGAGUCUCCUAAUGUGGGAGCAAAUGACAGUCCCACCAAUGAGGGUGUUGCACCGCGCGAAAAACGGACUAAGUUAGGAAGUCCUGCACAAGAACUUGUAAAGGGAAAAGACAAGACCUUAAAAGGCACUUAUGCUUCAGAAUCAGCUAAUCCCAGUGAAUUGAGAUUACUUAAUUUGAAUGAAGAUCAUAAAGUGUUCAAUGUUGGUAAGAACAUCAAGAAUGAAAAGAACUCAGAUGCACACAGAUUGGCAAGGUCUGGUCUUCAAAAAGAAGGACCAAAAGUGAUCUUCGGAGUUCCUAAACAGGGGAAGAAAAAGAAAUUUAUGGAAGUAAGCAAACAUUAUGUUGCAGGGGGGACAAGUAGGAUUAUUGAUGGAAACGAUUCAGAUAAGAUUGCAGAUUCUUUGAUGCCACAUGCUUCAAGAUCAAGCGGAUGGAAAAAUAGUUCAAUAAAAGACACCAAAGAAAAAUUAGGAGCUGACUGCAAGCCCACUUCUAAGUCUGGAAAGCCACAGGUUUUGGGUAGAGUGAUCCCAUCAAAACAAAAACCUUUGUCAAGCUCUCGUAACCAUGAUUUGACAAGUCGUACAGAAAGGACAAGGGAUUCUUCAAGUCACGUCAACAAUGCUUCUCAGCGUGAAAAUCAGAGGGAAAGGGCAUCCUAUUCUGAAACCUCAGGAGCAAGACAAACCUCAAAUUCCUCACGUGCAUCUUCAACCGAUUCUCAUCCCACUAAGAAGCCACCCACAUCAAGAGUAAGUAAAGGAAAACAAGCACAUGCUGAAGGAAGGUGGGGUAAAGUUGAAGUGGAAAAGGCUGUGAAAGGAAAUCCGGUUAAAUCAACCUCUGAAGAAGUUCUUGAGCCUCGUAGAUCGAAUCGCAAGAUCCAGCCAACAUCUAGACUAUUGGAAGGAAUCCAGAGCUCAUUAAUUAUCUCAAAGACUCCCUCGGGUCCACACGAAAAAGGUUAUAAAAACCAGAACCGGAAUACUCCUAGGGGUAAUAACCAUAGUUGAAUGAAGGCUGCGAUUGUAUGAUUCACAUAAGUUGCAUAAAUUUGUAUAUUAUAUAUAAUAGGGGACAUAUCUAUGGGAAUUCUUGCUUUAUUUUUGGUUUUAGACAGACUAGUCAGAGUAGCUGUUUAUAUUGAUUUAUUCAUGUCUCGGCGAAUGGCACUGUAGGCUGUACACGGAAUUUAUCCAUGUUUAUUUAUAGACGUUUGCUGAUAUAUCAAAUGGUAGCAUAAUA